Ambispora leptoticha is the source of this 414-nucleotide messenger RNA. NCBI's taxonomy places the organism in Eukaryota, Fungi, Glomeromycota, Glomeromycetes, Archaeosporales, Ambisporaceae. The record is from the annotation of a GenBank genome assembly.
AUGCUGAGAUUACAGGAAGCUGAUAAUGUACUUAUGUAUAGUCGUGAUGAACUUAAAAAAGAAUUAGAAUCUAAGAAAAAUCGUAAAUUUCAGGAAAAAUGUAUUCUAAUAGCCCAGAUACUUCUUAAUGAGGAACCCGUGGUUGAAUAUCGGCCAUCUGCCUUCUUCCGAAGCAAUAGAAUUGCGUUAGAGGUUCAAGAGGCUCAACAUCGGCUCCAUAACACUAGCUGGUAUAAAGAUGUUAAAAAACUCGAGGAUAUUGUUAACCGUGAUCGAAAGAAAAGAACCUUGUGUCAACUUAACGGGAUUUAUCUUCUUGAGGUAUGGUAUGAUGAGAAUCUAGAAGUCACUAUUCCUAAGAAGAUAUAUAAAUUUAGAGCGCUUAUUGAUAGAAAAAUCUUUAAUCUUGAUUAA